Messenger RNA from Dentiscutata heterogama, 256 nucleotides. NCBI's taxonomy places the organism in Eukaryota, Fungi, Glomeromycota, Glomeromycetes, Diversisporales, Gigasporaceae. The record is from the annotation of a GenBank genome assembly.
AUGAAUCGGCAAAAUUUAAUGAAUGCGUCUACCUAUUAUACAAAAUGUAAAUUUUUUUUAUCUCCUGGUUCAUAUAAUUCAAACUCUUUAAGUUCAAAUUUAACAGUUUCUCAAAAUUACUAUGCCAAUUCUUUAUCUUCAUAUCUGUCUUUGCAUCUGUCUAAUAAAGAAUGUAAUAUUGCUCCUAAUACAUCAGUACAACAUCAAGCUUUAAACUUAAUUAAAGAAGCUAAAGCUAAAGCAAGUAAAUAUGAAG